This is a messenger RNA of Adineta ricciae, 309 nucleotides long. The record is from the annotation of a GenBank genome assembly. Lineage: Eukaryota; Metazoa; Rotifera; Eurotatoria; Adinetida; Adinetidae.
AUGGUGUAUGUUUGGUUGCUUUGCGUCGAAGAUACGCCAUUGAUGAUAUUCAGGAUCCUAAGUCGAUCAUUCUGGCGACUGGAUCCGUUGAAAUCUGAGCCGGUUUCAGUACAGUUUUCGCCGAUUCCAGUAGGCCUCGGCAAAAUCCUUGCCGCCGGAUUUCGGCCGGAAUUGAUCAGGAAAUAUCUGAUCAGUUCCUGGCCGUUUCCGGCUCAAAGUUUGCAGAAAACGGUUAGGAAAUUACUGGAACCUACGUUUGAAAUUCCGGUCGGAACCGGUGGCAAGGAAAUUAUCGAAAAACGAACUUAA